AUGAUCAUACUGGAUCAUGAAGCAGUUUCCGUCAAUUCGAACAACAGCGGGGGUAAUACGUCCUCCGCCGCCGCCAUCUCGGCUGAUACGCAGUCCGCGUUGAGGCACAACCCUGGCAUCUCCCUCGAUUGGGAUCCUGAAGAACAAACGAUGCUCGAAGAUUUGCUCGUCAAGUUUGCUUCAGAUUCAACCAUAGUUCGCUAUGCUAAGAUCGCGAAGCAAUUGAAGGAUAAAACAGUUCGGGAGGUGGCAUUGCUUUGUAGAUGGAUGUCUGUAAGUUGGUCAUUUCAAAUUGUAUGUUUUAAAAGAUUUGGAUCAAAUGUUUCAUUUUAUGUGAACGUCAAGAGAAACUCUUGGGGUAAAGGGAUGUAUCUGUCCUGUUUUUACUGCAGGCAGAACCCAAAGUCUGAUACGUUUGACAUGUAGUCUUUACCAUGAUGUAGAGACAGGACUACUAGUAAGGAGGUGGGACCAACUUUAAGCUUAUUGAUGUC
This is a messenger RNA of Hibiscus syriacus, 494 nucleotides long. RefSeq lists its product as uncharacterized. Lineage: Eukaryota; Viridiplantae; Streptophyta; Magnoliopsida; Malvales; Malvaceae. The transcript is spliced from 4 exons. The coding region runs from base 1 to 426 and encodes 141 amino acids. The record is from RefSeq and is a predicted model, not a curated record.